Molecule: messenger RNA, 1304 nt
Organism: Dioscorea cayenensis subsp. rotundata (Guinea yam)
Lineage: Eukaryota; Viridiplantae; Streptophyta; Magnoliopsida; Dioscoreales; Dioscoreaceae
Exons: 9
Biological process (GO): endoplasmic reticulum tubular network organization; membrane organization
Cellular component (GO): endoplasmic reticulum; membrane
Source: RefSeq, a predicted model, not a curated record
UCUCUGAGAGAGAGACAGAGAGAGAGAGAGAGAGACGAGAGAGAGAUGGAGGAAGAGGGGGAUCCGCAGAGGCUGAAGAAGAUCGCGGCGGCGGCGUACGAGUACGAGAACGAUCCUCGAUGGAAGGACUACUGGGCCAACGUCCUCAUCCCUCCCCAUAUGGCCUCUCGAACCGAUGUUCGCGAUCACUUCAAGCGCAAGUUCUACCAGCGCCACAUCGAUCCCGGUUUGGUUGUGGAGCCGAUGGCGCCGAGCAGUUCAUCCCAGCCGACGAGGGCUUCAACAACAUCUUCAUCUACUCCGGCCAAUGAAAACUCAAGGCCUCGCAGCACUGGGCCUAGUGCUGGGUCUGGAACAUCAUCAGCGUCUACAAGGAACACAACUCCGCAACGAUUGGAUCGGCGGAGCAUUCAUUUCUCUGCCAAUGCUUGGGUUUUAGUUGUUUCUGUUCUUGGACUUCUUCCCCUUGUGCCAAGAAAUAUUUCAAACAAGGCUUACCGUUUAUCCUUGCUGGGCACCACAUGUUCUUCAUUGUAUUCAAUAUACACUCUCCAUGGGAAACCCAGUGGAUGGAAUAUGCCCGCCAUUCAAACAUGGCUUCAAUCUGUAGUUGCGGCCAAGGACUUUAUACCUUUCCUCUACUCAUUAAUGUUUGUUUCAUCUCAACUACACUUUUAAAUGUAAGGGCAUUUUGCUUUGAUACCUGUCCUUUGCUGGGCACUAGAGCAUGUUGCCAAGUUUCUUAGGCGGAAUUUCUCAAAUUCCACGCUAUACCGGAAAUAUUUGGAUGAACCUUGUUCGUGGGUAGAAGCGAACAUCACUACACUCAACAUCCUAAGUUCAAAUGUGGAGAUAGCUUUGGGAUUCCUGCUUAUUGUCUCCUUGUUCUCGUGGCAGCGCAAUAUCAUUCAAACUUUCAUGUACUGGCAGCUACUGAAGCUCAUGUAUCAUUCUCCUGCCACCGCCGGCUAUCACCAGAGUGUGUGGGGGAAAAUCGGUCGGACUGUAACCCCAUACAUUCAUCAACAUGCCCCUUUCUUGAAUGGUGCAGUAUCAGCAAUUCAACGAUGGUGGUUAAGGUAGUAGAAGAUAUCUUAAAACACAGACUGCUACCUAUAAUACAUGGUCAUUUAAAAGACACUUUCUUUAAGGGGUCAAUUUGGCGUUGUUAUAACAAGUUGGAUUCUGGCAAAGCAUUUUAUUUUUAUUUUUUUCUGUAUUCACUGCUUGCUAUCAAGAAAACAGAUGCAAACUCUAUUAGUUAUUAUUAGACACAAUGUCUCAUUUAUUCACACUUCUGCUCA